Messenger RNA from Daucus carota subsp. sativus, 2228 nucleotides. RefSeq names its product probable inactive receptor-like protein kinase At3g56050. Bases 343 to 1905 code for a protein of 520 amino acids. Gene Ontology annotation, molecular function: protein kinase activity; ATP binding. NCBI's taxonomy places the organism in Eukaryota, Viridiplantae, Streptophyta, Magnoliopsida, Apiales, Apiaceae. Gene Ontology annotation, biological process: protein phosphorylation. The transcript has 6 exons. The record is from RefSeq and is a predicted model, not a curated record.
AGAAACAUCAAACGCGUUUUCUCUGAUGACUCGUCUUCUCCUCAUUAUAGUCUAAUCAAUUUCAAAAACACGCCACCAUUAUAUACUAUUAUUCUGUAUCUAUAAUGUAUCUAUAAUCCCAUCUCUCACUUUCAUCACGUAAUGCAACCCCAUUAUAUAUGUCUUCUCGCUUCUUCCGGCUCUUUGUUUGAUGCUUUCUUCAUUCAUUCGCCACUUGUUUUCUUCUUCUUUUUUAAACCACUGAGUCAACUCGUUCUUUCUAAUCUCUCUUUUGUGCCAUUUUGAUCGUUGAUUUCAGCUUGUUAGUGGAAAAUAAAUCGUGGGUUUGUUUUAGUUGGUGCAAUGAUUGAGUUUUGGAGAUUUAAUCAGCAUGGCUUGGCCAUUUUUAUGCUGAUGAUUUGCUUGCUUGGUCAAAAGAUUCAAUUUUGUUUGACCCUCAAUCAACAAGGUGUGCCUUUGUUGAAGGAGGGAGUUGUUGAUCCGGGUUCAUGGAAUGGAGCGGAAUCCUUGAAUAAAAAUGUUGUGAUAUCAGCCGUUGCUGGAAACGUAUUUCAUCGGAGACUACUAGAUAUAGAUGUUGUUGAUGCACCCCGUCGAUAUAGCUUGCGGAGACAAAUAGCUUCAUUGUUUCCACCAAAAACAAUAAAGGCAUUGCCAUCAUCAGCACAACCACCGUCUCCGUCUCCGUCUCCGUCUCCAUCACCAGUACCAUCUCCAGUACCGUCGCCUUCACCCUCAGCUGCACAAAUUCCAGAAGUUACCGUACCUAGUGGCCCUCCUUCUCGACCUUCUUCUCCAUUUCCUGAGAAUUCCCCGGGUUCAGACGAUGAGCAAUCAAGCAGAGGUUCUGGCUCUAAACAUCAUCUAGCCAUAACGCUGUCUGCAGCUCUGGGUGGUAGUGCAUUAUUAUUACUUCUUGCUAGUGGCAUAUACUUCUGUCGAAGUAAUAAAGUAUCUGCUGUACGACCUUGGGCCACAGGAUUAAGUGGGCAGCUGCAGAAAGCGUUUGUAACCGGUGUGCCAAGCCUCAAACGCACAGAACUUGAGGCAGCUUGUGAAGAUUUCAGCAAUGUUCUUAGCACAUCAGCAACGGGAACAGUCUAUAAAGGAACUUUGUCUACUGGCGUUGAAAUAGCGGUGACAUCUCUUGCAGUAGAAUCUGCCAAGGAGUGGCCAGAGAAUCUGGAAUCCCAGUUCAGGAAGAAGAUUUAUCAGCUGUCAAGAGUAAAUCACAAGAAUUUUGUGAACCUUAUUGGGUAUUGUGAGGAAGACAAGCCCUUCACUAGAAUGGUGGUUUUCGAGUAUGCACCUAAUGGAACACUAUUUGAGCAUCUACACAUAAGAGAAUCAGAACACUUAGAUUGGGGAAUGAGAAUGAGGAUAAUCAUGGGUAUAGCAUAUUGCCUCGAGCAUCUGCACCAACUGAAGCCACCCAUACCCCACAAGAGCCUCAACUCUUCAGCUGUUAGCCUAACUGAAGAUUAUGCAGCCAAGCUUUCAGAUUUUGGCUUGUGGAAUGAAAUUGCUUCAAAAGAUAUGCAAGCAAGUCCAGAGUCUAACGUAUACAGUUUUGGUGUAUUAUUGUUUGAAUUGGUAACGGGUAGGCUCCCUUACAUGGUAGACAGUUUUGCACUCGAGGACUGGGCAUCGGAUUAUUUAAGAGGUGAUCAACCCCUUGGAGAAAUGGUAGAUCAAAUUUUGACUUCUUUUGAUGAGGAACAGCUCGAACAAAUCGGCGAAGUUAUAAAAUCUUGCUGCCAUUACAACCCAAAACAAAGGCCAGCAAUGAAAAAUGUUACUGCUAGGCUUAAAGAGAUAACAAGAAUAAGAGCCGAGGAAGCUGUCCCGCGACUUUCACCUCUAUGGUGGGCAGAGCUUGAAAUCAUAUCCUCCGAGGGCUUGUAGUUUAAGUUUGCAAUUAUAACCCCUCUUUUGUGAUUUACCUAGUUUGCCUAUCUUCGCGAGAGAACCAAUUCUGGGGAAAUUGAAGAAAGUUGUACAUUGUUUAAAUUGGAGAAUUUUGUGUGGCCAAAAUACAUAAUACUUGCUGUCAAAAGUUGGCUGUGAAGACAGGCCAAGAAAAAAAAAAAAUACUCAUUUAUAUUUAUUUACUGUUCCAUAAACUCAGGAACAAUUAUUACUGUGUUCCUAUUGUUUUCCUGUGCUUCUAAUUACCUGCUUCAUUUUGUAUCAUUUUUUUUAUUGAUUAAUACACUUGAUUCUUUAUA